Messenger RNA from Symbiodinium sp. CCMP2592, 4641 nucleotides. The record is from the annotation of a GenBank genome assembly. NCBI's taxonomy places the organism in Eukaryota, Dinophyceae, Suessiales, Symbiodiniaceae.
AUGGUGUUAAACGUUGUGCAGAACAGGCAGAAAGUUGCACCCAACGAUCCACUGAUGCAAAGAAGCCUUGGGAACGUGAAGAUUUUCGUGGCCUACUUCAACAACGACGGCAAUGCAGAUGAUGACAGUCACGCGUCAUUGCCUUUUACUUGCCCGCAGUCGUGUGUUGACAAGAUUCCUGCAUUCGACGAUGCUGAACUCCAGUUGGCUUUGAAACAGCUUCGGAAUGGUAAAUCUGCAGACGGCGAUGGCUUGGUCUUGGAAAUGUUUAUUCAUGCCGGCGGGAUGUUACAUCAGUGCUUACUCAGCAUGUACAACCAUAUGCUACAUGAACACGUUUGGGAUCCGAAGUGGUGCCAUACCGUUUUCAGCAUGCUCCCGAAGACUGGUGAUGCUUCAGUGGCUUCGAAUUGGCGCCCGAUUGCGAUAUUGAAAGUGACUUACAAAAUUUUCUCGAAGAUGUUGUGCUCGCGAUUGCAACCGCUGCUGGAAAGUUACCAGUCACCCGACCAAGUGGGUUUUCGUCCGCAUCGCGGGACUGAUCAUGCUUUUGCAGUGUUUGACACCAUAUGUGGCAAAUCAGUUGAGUGGAAAUGCAACUUGUGGUUUGCAAGCUUAGAUCUUACGAAGGCUUUUGAUCGCAUGGAACACAACGCAUUGUUUGCUGCACUUGCGAAACAGGGUGUGGAAUCUUCGUACAUACAGCUAUUGAAGGCAUUGUACUUGGGUCAGACAGGAUCUGUUCAUGGCAGCCGCAGAUUUCGCAUCACGCGUGGAGUCAAACAAGGUGAUGUUUUGAGCCCUUUGCUUUUCAACGCUGGGCUUGAAGCAGCGAUACAAUCUUGGAAAUCCCGCAUCCGUGACUGUGGUAUUCACGUGGGUCACACCGAACGUUUGACGAACAUUCGCUUUGCAGACGACUUGAUGAUUUACAGCAAAUCGUCAUCUGAAUUGGCCUACAUGUUGGAAGUGGUGUCGGAAGAGCUUCUGAAAGUCGGUUUGCAACUCAAUCCGAAGAAAACAAAAAUUUUGACGACAACGGAGCUGGCAUCGCCAAUGUAUUUGGAUGUGCAUGGAGACAUGAUUGCGGUUUUGCACGGCCAGCCAAAGCUCGCUUCGUUGCAGCAGCAGAAGCCCCAGCAUGUGCCGAUUCGGGUCGUGGACCCCCUGAAGUUUCGGCUGGGACAACUGGGUUGCGGGGGACCCUGGACAUGUCUCAGCUGGGGCGAUGGGGUGGUGCGGAACGUCUCCCAGCGCGAAGAGUGUGCCGAGCUUCUUGCAGUCACGACAAUUGACAGCCGGGGCAUCCAGUCCCUCGGGCUUGCGAAGUUGUUUCAUGGAAGUGGCACCCUCAAGGGCAAGGUAAGUCGUCGGCGCCGUGUGGGAUGUUGCCGCUGCACGAAGAGGGUGGUGAAAUGCAUCGCCCAAGUCCUUUGGAAGAUCUUGAAGUUCAUUGGUUGGACGAUCAUCCGCAUCAUUUGCCGACGGCGCUUGAGAAGGGCUGCAUUGGAGCGCAACCAAUGGAUCACCUUCAAGCCGCGCCCGGACCGUUUGGAUGACAUCGCGCAGCGGGAGGCAGAGUAUCGGGAACACAUCGUGAAAAUCUACAACGCCCGUGGUCUUCGCGGGCGUACGAUUCUUUACCGGCUUCUGUCCCGGCGUUUUCGCUAUAUCCGGAUGCGGAUUCGAGAAGCGCUUGCAGAAAUUUUCGGGGCCCGUGAUCCUGUUUCAGGUGUGCCAAAUGACCUACUGGAGCGCUACCGUUUGCUAACAGUGCUUGGGGAGGGACCGCACGGACAGGUGUUCAGCGCCUGCUGGAACCAAGAAGGUGACCCGGAGGAGUUGGCGAAGCAAGAGCUGAAGAAGGGCCGCCUUGUUGCCAUUCGGAUCCGCGACAAAUCCACGGGACACAUUGUCAGGAUGGACCUCAACUUCUCAGCGUCGCUUCUCCGCAACCGUGCCCUUCCUUGGCCCCCUGCACUCCGCAUGCUGCGGAGGCUGCUUGCAAGGCUGCGUUUGGUCAAGCGGCCUAUUCUCCACGAGACCAUCGUGAAGCUUCAGCAUGUCCAGGACACACGUGAAUUCUUCAUUGAGGUCUUGGAGUACCUGCCAGGUGGCACCUUGUACCAGUAUUUGGAGAAGAAGGAGAUGCUGGACGAAUACACUGCCUGCCGUGUUUCCCUCCGUAUCCUGAAGGCUCUUGAUCAUUUGCACGCCCGGCGAUUGCUGCAUCGAGACCUUCGCCUUCAGCAGUUUGUCCUGGCGGAAGCUGACGACCCGGAAAGUUGCAAGCUUGCGGAUCUUUGGUGUUUGGCCGCCCUCCCGCGCAAGAAGAACUUCAUGGUCGAAGAGGGCAGGCCAUGCGACUUGCUGACUGCUGCCCCCGAAGUGGUGAAGCAGGGGGAAUUCAGUGCAAAGUCCGACGUUUGGGCCGCCGGUUGUGUGAUUUUCGAGCUGCUUCAUGGGCACCCUCCGUUCGGAGGCACUGGGAAGGCUCUGGUUCAGCGUAUUUGCCUCGGAGAGCCGGAGUUCAGCGAGCUCGGAACCUCAACCGGAGGCCUCUCGGAGAAUGCCUUGGACCUCCUCCGCUGGAUGCUUCAGCGCGAGCCUGGGCAUCGGCCAUCGGUAUCCGAGUGCUUGAAGCAUCCGUGGUUUGAGGGCUACAAUGUGGAGCGCCCCAGCAAGCAAGUGUGGCAGGUUGAAAAGCUGAUCCGCCACGUCAAGCUUUGGGGAAAGCCGCCCCACUCUCGGCAAAACCUCCCUGCUUCGAAUCUCCUUGCCUCGAAGCGCGGCGCUGUGACUCCCGGCUUCUGUACUUACAUGGGCGCUACCUCAGUCGACAUCGACUUCGAAGUUAUCGGCAAGACGGAGGAGCAGCAGUAUUGGGUGACGAAGUGCCUUUUGUCGCUUUGGGGCCGGGAGGAGAAUCCACGGCAGGUGCAGCUCAAGGUCUGUGUGAAGCCGGGAGCUCCUUGGGUCGAGCUGGGAUCCUGCACACUGGACGAUGCUACGGCGCUGGAGGCAUCUAUCAAGAUCGACAAGCCCAUCCGAUAUGUGCGCAUAUCCUUGCGGGGCAAUCUGGGCGGCCACUUCGGCAUCGCCGUGCGGAAGGUCUCUUUCUAUGGCUACCAGGUGCGACAGGUUCCGAUUGCCCUGCAGCUGGAAAACCUGCGCUUCCUGCGCGGCAGCCGCCUCCACACCCACGCUCAAGACAUCCACCCCAAAGAGGUCACAUCGCGUGUGCACAAGUCCCUGCAGAGCAGCCUCCGUGUCGGCCGACGCAUUGAGGGCACCGGUGCCAAGUACCGCGUGUACGAAGACAUCUGCUCUGGCUCGCCUCACAUCACCACGGCUGCAGAAACCCCCAGGCUCAAAUUCCCUCGUGGCGUGGUGCUCGUCGGAGCGGUCCUCGGUUUGCGCUACGUGUCCGAUGUGCCGUCGAAGGAGUCCGCACCACCCAGGCUGCGCAUUCAGAUUGUCAAGGAAGCUCACACUUCGGCCGACCAAGAAAGGCGCCUGAAGAAGACACUCCUCUUCGCGACAGAGGACCUCACGCCACCGAGCUGGAAAGCUACAGAGGUCUUGGGCAACGGUUACGUGGACUACCCUGUCAUGUUUGCUACUGGCAUACGAGCCUUCGGAGAUGACAAGCUGCACCUGGAAGUGCUGUUUCAGAACUUCUCCGGCACUGCGCACAUCCCAGCAGACCUGGGCCUUUCCUUCUUUUACGUGCCGGAGCUGCAGUCUCCCAGCACCUCCGAGGAUGAAGGGGCCUCGAAAGAAGCUGCAGCCACGCAGCGGAAGACGCGAACAGAGGCAAGGGAAGUGGGGGAAAGAAAGGAAGCAGAAAGGGAUGCAUCCGUCGAGCAGUCGGCGGCAGAGGCCACGCAAAACCACGCAUUGCAGUUCGACGAGGACGAGGAAGUCUUGGCACAGGAGAGUGAUGCUGGCGAGGGCUGGGAAGAGGAGCUGCAGAAUCACCUGGACAAGCAGGUUGAUGAGACUCUUUUCGGCAACAGCGGCUUGCCGUUUUUCAGCCAAGAGGAGGGUGGUGCCUAUCGGCCCAGCUCUGCGAAGGGCAAGGGCCAGGAGUGGUGGAAGACCGAAGAUGAUUCGAAGCUGACGCAGGCCAAGGAGGCACCUGCAGAUGCAACCGGCGCAGUGCGUGCACGUCCCGCGCAAGCCACUGCCACCGCUGGAUCUCGGAGACACCAGGUCUCGCAGAUGCAGCCAGUGCCCGUCGAAGACAACCAGCCGGAGCCGAACAACGCGCGGAACCGCGGUAACGAGGCCACGACUUUCGCCGUGACCAAAGCCAUGAACGUGGCUGCGGAUCUCAGGCGCCAAGCAGCUGAGGAGGCUGAGCAGCGACAGGCACGCCGGCGGAUGCGAGGAGAGGGCAGCACUGGGGAGGGCGGCGACCUGGGAUUUUUCGACGCGCUCUUCCAGGAUCCGACCUGGAGCUCUUGUACGCCGGCCAAGGCUUGCAACGAGAUCGUGAAAGCCCUCGAGGAGGAGGAUGAGGAGGAGGAGGAUGCCCAGCCAGAGCAGCCAGACAACAAUGAGGAGCAGGCUGACGACAAGUCCAACUCGGAGUCAAGCAGAGGCUCGAAUUCGGAGACAGGAUCGGUGUCCGACUGA